Amaranthus tricolor (Joseph's coat) is the source of this 886-nucleotide messenger RNA. RefSeq lists its product as uncharacterized. Bases 192 to 632 code for a protein of 146 amino acids. The transcript has 5 exons. Gene Ontology annotation, biological process: regulation of DNA-templated transcription. Lineage: Eukaryota; Viridiplantae; Streptophyta; Magnoliopsida; Caryophyllales; Amaranthaceae. Gene Ontology annotation, cellular component: nucleus. The record is from RefSeq and is a predicted model, not a curated record. Gene Ontology annotation, molecular function: transcription coactivator activity.
UCUCAUUAAGCAUCAUUGUAGUAUUUGAUGAAAGAAAGCCAAAAUUAAUUUUCUAAAUUACUUUCGAAGUUUCAAUUUCCAACUACAUAGAAGAAUAUAGUUCCUCUAAUCCUCCAUUAGAGUACUUUUUGAAAAGAUUAAUCGAAGAAAAAAUUAUUCUGAAGUGGAGAUUACAUCAAAUUUUAUAAACAAUGAUGGAAAAAGAAGCUAAAAAGGAAGCUUUUAGAAAGUAUCUAGAGUCAAGCGGUGUCGUUGAUGCUCUAACUAAAGGUACGCACUUCAAUGCUCUAACUAAAGUUCUUGUUGCGUUGUAUGAGCAAAAUAACAAGCCCUCUUCUGCUCUCGAAUUUGUACAACAAAAACUAGGGGGUCCUACUGUUGCUGAAUAUGAGAAGCUCCAAGCUGAGAUGUCAGAGUUGCAAGCAAAAUACAGUGAGCUUCUGGUGACCCAUCAUGAGACCUGUAAGCAGUUGGAGGAGUACAAACAUUCCUCCAGUAUGGUAGCUUUAGAAGAGACCAUUGUAGAAAAGCCCCAUGACCACGAUGCAAGUCAUCAAGAUCAAUCUGACAAGGAAGAAACAUUACACAAGAUCAAGACACGGCAUUUGGUCCAGCAAGAUCUUGCUGAUUAAAGGGAGGGAUUCGUGUUUAAGCCCGCUCGCCUUAACUCUUUCAUUUCAAUGGGCGGAAACGCUCGGUUGUCCUUAUCAUGUAAUCAAAUGAUCCUACACACUCAAGACUUAAAGGCUUUUUGGAUAUCUUCAUUUGUUGGGUAUUCCAUUUUGUGUCUAAUUGUAAAGAUGUCGUUCAACAUCUCGUGCAUUGGAUAUUGUAAAUGUACGUCUCGACUAUGGUAUUGGUAGCCGCCAGUCUGAACGUGCGUCAA